Molecule: messenger RNA, 916 nt
Organism: Coregonus clupeaformis (lake whitefish)
Lineage: Eukaryota; Metazoa; Chordata; Actinopteri; Salmoniformes; Salmonidae
Product: actin-related protein 2/3 complex subunit 3-B
Exons: 7
Coding region: 98-634 (178 amino acids)
Biological process (GO): regulation of actin filament polymerization; Arp2/3 complex-mediated actin nucleation
Cellular component (GO): cytoskeleton; Arp2/3 protein complex
Molecular function (GO): actin filament binding
Source: RefSeq, a predicted model, not a curated record
CCUGUAAUUCUGUUGGGUGGGACAGGCGGAAGCAGCGUCCUGGCAAACGAUACAUUUUUAUUUUGCUGGGCUGAAAGAUUGACGUUUAUUUCUCAAAAUGCCGGCGUACCACUCUGGCUUAAUGGAUGGGGACAUCAAGAUGGUGGGGAACAUGGCAAUGUUGCCACUAAAAACCCAGUUCAAGGGCCCUGCAGCGAAAGAGACCAAAGAUUCAGACAUCAUUGAGGAGGCUAUCUACUAUUUCAAAGCCAAUGUCUUCUUUAAGAAUUAUGAAAUCAAGAACGAGGCAGACAGGACACUGAUCUACGUCACCCUGUACAUUUCUGAAUGCCUGAAGAAGCUACAGAAGUGCAGCUCCAGGGGCCAGGGAGAGAAGGAGAUGUACACUCUGGGCAUCACGAACUUCCCCAUCCCUGGAGAACCUGGCUUCCCUCUCAACGCUAUGUACGCAAAGCCCGGCAACAAGCAGGAAGAGGAGACCAUGAGGGCGUACCUGCAGCAGAUCCGCCAGGAGACGGGGCUGAGGCUGUGUGACCGUGUGUUUGACCCCCAGACAGACAAACCCAGCAAGUGGUGGAUGUGCUUUGUCAAGAAACAGUUCAUGAACAAAAGCCUUUCAGCUCCUGGACAGUAGACAACUCAGGACUGCUGGAGGUUAUUCUAAACUAGUGUGAGGCAGGUGGAUUUUUUUUGUUUGUAUUUUUCAUCUUUCAUUUUUGGGCCUCCACUUUCAUGUGGCUACGAUGAUUUUAUACUGAAUAAGAAGAGUACAUGGACGUGCUAUUGUUGUCGGGCAGUUUCAUUGAUCAUGUUAAGCUGGUGCUUAAUGCGUUAAACAAUUGUCAUUAUCCCUGUCAAUCUUUCUUACACAAUCAACAAGAAAAAUACAACGCUGUUCUUACAUUUUGUCAAUCAA